CCACAGGCAGAGUGACUCAUCCUCCUUUGACUGCGGUUCUUUUUUGGCUUUCCGAUUGAGCGAACCCUUCUCUUUCUUGUUUUCCAUAGCCCCUUCACGCCAUUAUGAAUUUCACGAGGCGUGCUUUGCGAAUGCGACAAAUGUACCAGGGCUGUGGAGCCGGUGUUCCUCAUACCCCUCGCCGUUUUCUUUUCCACCCAAUCACGACUUCAUAUCGACAAACCGCUUGCUUUUCAGCCACCAAGCCGCCAGCGUGUGCUAAUUUUGUCCCUUCAGAUCGCUUCACCUCUGCUCUGCAUCAGAACAAGGAUUGGGCAGCGCAGAUUGCCAAGGAGGACCCUUCGCUCUUCCCCACACUCGCCGUCGGCCAGCACCCGGAGAUCCUCUGGAUUGGCUGCUCUGAUUCUCGGUGCCCUGAGACCACCCUUCUUGGUCUCAAACCGGGCGAUGUCUUUGUUCACCGCAAUAUCGCCAACGUCCUCCAUGCCGGCGACCUGAGCUCUUCAGCUGUGAUCGAAUAUGCUGUCCGCUACUUGCAGGUCAAGCACGUAGUCCUUUGCGGCCACACCAGCUGUGGUGGUGUUGCUGCAGCACUGGGUAACAAACAACUGGGUAUUCUUGAUCCCUGGCUGCUGCCUUUGCGCCAGCUCCGCGCGAAACACCUGGAUCUGCUGAACUCGCUGCCGGCCGACGAAGCCAACCUUAAGCUGGUCGAGUUGAAUGUUCUGGAGGGGGUCAAGCUGUUGAAGGAGAAGAAUGUAAUCCUGGAAGCCGUACAAGAUCGGGGUCUUCAGGUUCACGGGUUGAUAUAUGAUGUUGGCAGUGGUGUUCUUCGGGAGCUGGACACCGAUGAGUCGGAGGCGGCGAUCAAGGCGCGCCUAACAUCGUUCAAGACCGACAUCUAGGGGCGGGGGCAUUGGUUGUAUAUUCUCGAUUCCAUUCUAUCUGUUGCUUUUGCCUUUUCAGCGACCAGCGAGUGUUAGCAGACAUCGAUGUAUUCGUCAUCUUUGAAUAAUCCUUAUUCCCCAUUCUUCACCAUUCACCCCGACAAGCGUAAUUGCGCCAUCCAUCAUGAGAAAUCCAUCAAAUGGAUGAACUGUUUGCAGUCCUCUAGCGUAGUUGAUCGAGGAAACAAGUGGCAGAUGAUGCAAGAAUAAAACUGGAUGGAGGAAGUGAAGAGUGGGCUGAAGGGUCUGUGUAUUGUCGGGGAAGAAGAGGAGGGGAGAGAAAGAGAAUGAGGAAGAGGAAGAGGAAGAAAAGCUGACGCAGCCUGAGAGGGAAAGCAGUCCCCGAAGACUAGUUUGACCUUACAUCAGAACGCGAA
Messenger RNA from Aspergillus welwitschiae, 1324 nucleotides. Its product is annotated as carbonic anhydrase. The transcript has a single exon. Gene Ontology annotation, molecular function: zinc ion binding; carbonate dehydratase activity. The record is from RefSeq and is a predicted model, not a curated record. Lineage: Eukaryota; Fungi; Ascomycota; Eurotiomycetes; Eurotiales; Aspergillaceae. Gene Ontology annotation, cellular component: cytoplasm. Bases 105 to 905 code for a protein of 266 amino acids. Gene Ontology annotation, biological process: cellular response to oxidative stress; carbon utilization; cellular response to carbon dioxide.